AAAAAAUGGCAGGAGGAGGUGAUCAUGGUAGGGAGUUGGAUCAAACACCUACAUGGGCAGUUGCUUUGGUCUGUGCAGUUAUUGUUCUUAUUUCCAUUUUAUUGGAAAAGGUUCUUCAUGCAGUUGGACAGACAUUCGAGAGAAGGCGAAAAGGCGCAUUGGUGGAAGCAUUGGAGAAGAUUAAGGGUGAGCUUAUGGUUCUGGGUUUUAUAUCGUUGCUUCUGACGUUUGGACAAAAAUACAUAGCCGGUAUAUGCAUACCUGAAAAGGUUGCAGACACGAUGUUGCCAUGUCCUGCCCAACAUGUCCAGCAUGCAGUUGUGCCUGGACAUGGAGGUGGACAUCAUGCACCUGGACAGGGUCAUCAUCAAGAUGCUGAUCAUGAUGAUGCAGGAGACCAUCAUCGAAGGCUUCUAUGGGACCAUAUUCGGAUAUUAGCAGCUGAUAGUCCUGCCGGAGCCUGUAAGCCGGGUAAAGUUCCAUUUGUAUCCAUCCAUGGUUUGCAUCAGCUACACAUCUUCAUAUUCUUUUUAGCCGUGUUCCACGUUAUUUACAGUGCCAUAACUAUGCUGCUCGGAAGAUUAAAGAUUCGAGAGUGGAAGGAAUGGGAAAAGGAAGUAGAGCAUGAUUACGAAGCAGCCAAUGAUUCCUCAAGAUUCAGGCUUACCAAAGAGACAUCUUUUGUUAGGGAUAAUACCAGUUUUGGGACCACCCCAGUCAUUUUCUACACUGUGUGCUUUUUUCGGCAAUUUUUCCGGUCAGUUAGGAAAGCUGACUACUUGACCAUGCGCCACGGUUUCAUCUCGGUCCAUUUAGCACCUGGAAGUAAGUUUAAUUUUCAAAAGUACAUAAAAAGAUCCCUGGAAGAUGACUUCAAGGUUGUUGUGGGUAUCAACUCAGUGCUAUGGCUUUCUGCAGUUAUUUAUCUUCUAGUGAAUGUCCACGGAUGGCAAGCUAUGUUUUGGCUGUCCAUACUGCCUCUAGUUAUAAUCUUAGCAGUUGGGACAAAGCUUCAAUCAAUUAUAGCUCAGAUGGCUAUUGAAAUUCAAGAAAGACAUGCUGUAGUGCAAGGCAUACCUCUUGUCCAAGUUUCAGACAGACAUUUUUGGUUCGGCAAGCCAACUCUAAUUCUUCAUCUUGUCCAUCUCACCCUCUUUCAGAAUGCUUUCGAGAUCACGUAUUUCCUUUGGAUAACGUAUGAAUUUGGGCUCUAUUCCUGUUUUCACGAUAGUUUUUUCCUCGCCGUCUUGAGAGUUGCUAUCGGGGUAGGUGUUCAGAUUUUGUGCAGCUACAUUACACUUCCACUGUAUGCACUAGUUACCCAGAUGGGAUCAACCAUGAAGAGAUCUAUAUUUGAUGACCAAACUUCCAAGGCACUGAUGAAUUGGCAUAAGAAUGCAAAAAAUAAGAAGAAACCUACAAAGCCCGGACCAGUUGAAACACGAAAAUUAGGGAGUCCAAGGGAGUCACCUGAAACUUCCCCGAGUACCAGAGCUGGUCAUCGAUCAAGAAUAGAAAUGUCUAAUGCAGAGCCAUCGUCCUCUAGUCAGACCGCUAACAUCGUUGCUAGCGUGGACAUUCCAGAGGAAAUAGAUGGCAGGCCACGGCCCGCGAACCCUGACCUACUUACAGGUCCUUGAUUGAGACAACAAUGAGCAGAGAUAACUCACGUCACAUAGAAAGGGAAAAAAGGGAACAAACACUGAUGUUGAAAUGCUAUAACUUGGCCUGGAUAUUGGCUGUUACCCUGCUUGGCACAGCGUUGCAGAAAAACUAGCAUUUUGUUCCAAAUUCCAGUUUGAUGCUCAAUUUUGUAAACUCCAUUUGUACUAUUAUUAUUACAAGAGAAGUGAAUGUAUGCUUGUGUAAUGAAGGCUAUAAAACCACGUUACACUUGAAAGUGCCUAAUUAUACACAUUUGGAGUAUUGAAUCU
Molecule: messenger RNA, 1934 nt
Organism: Lycium ferocissimum
Lineage: Eukaryota; Viridiplantae; Streptophyta; Magnoliopsida; Solanales; Solanaceae
Product: MLO-like protein 9
Exons: 15
Coding region: 6-1640 (544 amino acids)
Biological process (GO): defense response
Cellular component (GO): membrane
Source: RefSeq, a predicted model, not a curated record